Molecule: messenger RNA, 1229 nt
Organism: Nymphalis io (European peacock)
Lineage: Eukaryota; Metazoa; Arthropoda; Insecta; Lepidoptera; Nymphalidae
Product: HIG1 domain family member 1A, mitochondrial-like
Exons: 3
Coding region: 187-468 (93 amino acids)
Biological process (GO): mitochondrial respirasome assembly
Cellular component (GO): mitochondrion
Source: RefSeq, a predicted model, not a curated record
ACCGUCAAGUGUCAGAAGACAAGAUUGAAGAAGUUUAAUGUCAAAGUCAGUAGAAGUUGUGUGAACUGUGAAGUGUGUACAAGGUUAUAGAAAAUUGUGAUGCAAUGUUAGGGAAUUUUUUAAAAAUUAUAUAAUAAAGUACAUUGGAAGUUAUUUAUUCUACUUAAAGUGAUUUAAAACUUCACAAUGAAUCCUGAAAAAAUUUUUGAUUAUAGAGAAGAAUCUCAAGCAGCACGUUUUGCAAGAAAAUCAAAGGAUUCUCCUUUUAUGAUAAUAGGUAUCUUAGGGUUGAUAGGAGUUUGUAGCUAUGGAGCCUACCAAUUUAAACACAAAGGUAAAAUGAGCACAAGUGUAUUUCUAAUGCAGCUCAGAGUUGCAGCCCAGGGAACUGUUGUUGCCGCACUUACACUUGGCAUUGGAUAUUCGAUGGCCCAAAGAUAUUUACUUAAAAAUGAAAAAAAAGAAUAACUUUCUAGCUAAAUUUUCACUUAAAAAUGUAGUUGCUUUCAUUGGUGAAUGAACGAGUAUUUUUGUAGGGAAUUUUUCAAAAUCUCCAUUUAAUCUCAAUUUUUAUGUCAGACACAAAAUGUUCUUUGGCUAUUGUUUAACUUAUAUUUAAGUUAAUUUAUUAUAAGUAGAACUAAUUUUGUUUUGUGAUUUUAGUAUGUAAACAGUGAUCAUUAAUGAUGUAUAUAAUCCAUGUAAUUUAAAAAGCAUAUAUUUUCUUAAGUACCUUAUUUUGCUUACUGUAAAUAAGUAAGAAAAUAUUUAUUAAAUGUUUCCAAUCUAUGUUUUAUUUUGUUGAGCAAUAUGAAUUAUUCAUAUUUAUAUGUAAACUGAAAUCACUAUUUGUAGCAUCGAACAACUUUGUUUUAAGUUGAAUAAUAUGAAUAAUUAGAUAAUCUCACAUUUUGUCCAUUUUCUUUCGGUAUGAAUGAAUGAAAUUGAAACAAGAGUUGGGCAAUCAGCAGAUACAUGUAUAACUAGUUACUUUUGAGUUUGAGUAAACUGCUGUUAUAAAUUAUGUCAUCUAAAUAUAAAAUAUAAGUACUUUAUUGUGCUACUACAUUUGACAAGAUCAAACACCAUAGACAUGCUUGAAUUUUCUGUAAUUUCCAGCAACUACAAUUAAAUUACUAAAUUAUAUUUUUAUUUAAGAACUUUUUUGUAUUGUAUUCUCAAAACACACUUCCAUGUAACUAGUACAAAGUAAAUUUGAUGACAUCCAA